GGCGAUAAUUAGAAGAUGCUAGGCCGUCAAGCACUGCGGCAGUUGGCCAUGCGGCCUUUGGCAGCAGCUGCGGCCGUUGUGACUGCGCGCUCGAAUGCACCGCGCUUGGCAUGUGAUGCAGCGCAUCGGGCAUGCUGGACCCUGGCUCGGGUGGGGUUGCCACAGCCUUCUCUUCUGCAGGCGCGCAGCAGCUUGGUUCGCCCAGCACCGCUGCUUCAAGGACAAAUGCCAGUAUCUGGGUUCUUGCAGCAGCAACAGCGCGGUCUUAAGACUCUAAAACGACAAAUCAAGCGUCGCUACCGCGACCCUCCAAAGUACAAGAUGAAGCGCAAAAAGGCCAUGGCAGCGCGCUUCAAGAUUGUCGGCAACGACAAGGUCAAGUACUGGCGUGCCGGGCGCGUGCACAACUCCUCGGGCAAGACCAAAAAACGCCUACGUCUCUUGCGCCGACCGGGUUACGCUGUUGGACCACGUCGAAAGACCAUCCUUCGUGGUCUGCUCGGCUACAACUAAAUUCCCAACGACUGCCCCUUUACUGCACAUCGUGGACGUUGACUCGACCCCCUUUUUCAGUUUUUAUCAGUGCCAUGGUUGUGCCGGUUAUCAUUCAAGGAUUCUCGGAGCUCACGCCCUCCAACGCUGCCCCAUCAACAUAUUCUUUGUCACCCUCAGCUGAUUCGGUCCCACUCUCUUUUUUUCCUUCCCCUUUUGCUUCAGUGCGUCUGCUGGGCGUGGCGGCUUUGUGUUCCUGGCCUUUUGCUUGCCCUUCUUGCUGAGGCCGGUUACACUGCAGCUUGGCGUGAGGGCAAACCUUUACGGGACCAAACAUCCAAUGGUGUAGGCGCACAGGGGUCUUCCUCUGGCCAUGAUGCUGUGCUUACUGACGCAAAAUCUCCUCUCGUGUCACAAGGGUUUUUUUGUUCACAUCUCACCCUCCCUCUCCAGACUAAAAACAAGAACAGACUCGGCAUUCCGGGCCCUCUCAAAUUUACAAAUCAAAGCC
Molecule: messenger RNA, 1003 nt
Organism: Monosiga brevicollis MX1
Lineage: Eukaryota; Choanoflagellata; Craspedida; Salpingoecidae
Exons: 1
Coding region: 16-513 (165 amino acids)
Biological process (GO): translation
Cellular component (GO): ribosome
Molecular function (GO): structural constituent of ribosome
Source: RefSeq, a predicted model, not a curated record